AAGGCGGUGAGAGGCACGGGAGGCCCGCGGCGCCGGCAUAGCAGUCUUUGGGGACCAUAUCGCCCGGCAGACACGCCGUUCUCCCCCAGAGGACCUCUGUGGUGAAACCAUAGCUCAGUAGAGGUAAACCUCAGAGUUCUCUGUACUCUUCAGGGAUGAGUCAUGUGGUGGAGGAAGAUGAGCUCGGGCUGGACCAGCAGUUGGCUGGCCUAGACCUGAACUCUCCAGACAGCCAGAGCGGAGGCAGCACAGCCAGCAAAGGGCGCUACAUCCCUCCUCACCUGAGGAACAGGGAGGCUACGAAAGCGUCCUACGACAAGGACAGCUCGCGGUGGAGUAAGGACAAGGAUGCCUACAGCAGUUUCGGGUCCCGGAGUGACACGAGAGCCAAGUCCAGCUUCUUCAGCGACCGUGGAAGUGGAUCAAGGGGAAGGUUUGAUGACCGCGGGCGGAGUGACUAUGAGGGCGUUGGCAGCCGUGGAGGUAGAAGUGGCUUUGGCAAAUUUGAACGGGGCGGGAACAGUCGCUGGUGUGACAAAGCAGACGAAGAUGACUGGUCUAAACCGCUCCCACCAAGCGAACGCUUGGAACAGGAACUCUUUUCUGGAGGCAAUACUGGGAUUAACUUUGAGAAAUACGAUGACAUCCCGGUUGAGGCGACAGGGAAUAAUUGCCCUCCACAUAUUGAAAGUUUCAGUGAUGUUGAGAUGGGAGAGAUUAUUAUGGGAAACAUCGAGCUUACUCGGUAUACACGCCCAACUCCCGUGCAAAAGCAUGCGAUUCCUAUUAUCAAGGAGAAAAGAGACUUGAUGGCUUGUGCGCAAACAGGGUCUGGAAAAACGGCAGCUUUCCUUUUACCCAUCUUGAGUCAGAUCUAUACGGAUGGUCCAGGUGAGGCUUUGAGGGCCAUGAAGGAGAAUGGAAAGUAUGGGCGUCGCAAACAGUAUCCAAUCUCUUUGGUCCUGGCUCCAACAAGAGAAUUGGCAGUGCAGAUCUAUGAGGAGGCCAGGAAAUUCUCAUACCGGUCUCGAGUUCGUCCUUGUGUGGUUUAUGGUGGAGCUGAUAUUGGUCAGCAGAUUCGAGACUUGGAACGUGGAUGUCACUUACUGGUAGCCACUCCAGGACGGCUAGUGGAUAUGAUGGAGAGAGGAAAGAUUGGACUAGACUUCUGCAAGUACUUGGUGCUAGACGAAGCAGAUCGGAUGCUGGACAUGGGUUUUGAGCCUCAGAUACGAAGAAUAGUUGAGCAAGACACCAUGCCUCCAAAAGGUGUCCGCCACACUAUGAUGUUUAGCGCUACCUUUCCUAAGGAAAUACAGAUGCUGGCUCGGGAUUUCUUGGAUGAAUAUAUCUUUCUGGCUGUAGGAAGAGUCGGGUCUACUUCUGAGAACAUCACACAGAAAGUCGUAUGGGUAGAAGAAGCAGACAAGCGGUCAUUUCUGCUUGACCUCCUGAAUGCGACAGGCAAGGAUUCCCUGAUAUUGGUGUUUGUGGAGACCAAAAAAGGUGCAGAUUCUCUGGAAGAUUUCUUAUACCAUGAAGGAUAUGCUUGUACCAGUAUCCAUGGUGACCGAUCUCAGCGAGAUAGGGAAGAGGCCCUUCACCAAUUCCGAUCAGGAAAAAGUCCAAUUCUCGUGGCUACAGCAGUAGCAGCAAGAGGACUGGAUAUUUCCAAUGUGAAACAUGUCAUCAAUUUCGACUUGCCUAGUGACAUCGAAGAAUAUGUGCAUCGCAUUGGCCGUACAGGUCGUGUCGGAAACCUUGGCCUUGCCACCUCAUUCUUCAAUGAGAGGAACAUAAAUAUUACCAAAGAUUUAUUGGAUCUUCUUGUUGAAGCGAAACAAGAAGUGCCAUCUUGGCUAGAAAACAUGGCUUUUGAACACCAUUACAAGGGUGGCAGUCGUGGACGUUCUAAGAGCAGAUUUAGUGGAGGGUUUGGUGCCAGAGACUAUCGACAAAGUAGCGGUGCCAGCAGUUCCAGCUUCAGCAGUGGCCGGGCUAGCAACAGUCGCAGUGGUGGAGGCAGCCACAGCAGCAGCAGAGGGUUUGGUGGAGGUAGCUAUGGAGGCUUUUACAACAGUGAUGGAUAUGGAGGAAAUUAUAGCUCCCAGGGGGUUGACUGGUGGGGUAACUGAGCCCGCUUUACCAUAGGUCACUACCAAACAAGUGCAGAACCACAUGUAACUUAGCCAGACUAUACCUUGUAAUAGCUUCAAGAACUCACAGUGCAUUGCCUGCUGUGACUCCCCACUGAAUACGUUUUAAGGGAGCUUAAAGUGACAAGAUGAAAGGAACAAUCCAGAAGCCCCAUUCAGAAGGUGGUUUGAAGACUUGGUUGUUAUAGUUUGGAUUAUCUGUCCUCCUACCCCGUCCCACCCUGCAUUUAU
Messenger RNA from Acomys russatus (golden spiny mouse), 2387 nucleotides. RefSeq names its product putative ATP-dependent RNA helicase Pl10. Lineage: Eukaryota; Metazoa; Chordata; Mammalia; Rodentia; Muridae. The record is from RefSeq and is a predicted model, not a curated record. Gene Ontology annotation, cellular component: nucleus; P granule. Bases 156 to 2135 code for a protein of 659 amino acids. Gene Ontology annotation, molecular function: RNA helicase activity; RNA binding; ATP binding. Gene Ontology annotation, biological process: gamete generation; cell differentiation. The transcript has a single exon.